AUGAACAAUGUGGCACCGGAGCUUCUAGGUGGAGUUGUAUAUGCAUCUAAUGCAUAUCUAGUAUGGGAAGAUCUGCGAGAAAGGUUCAACAAGGAAUUAUGGCAUGAAUAUGAUGUUUUGGUUCCAUUUUCUAAUUGCUAUGAAAAAUCGAAAGAACAUGCAGAAAAUUUACAUCAACAAAGAGUUAUGCAAUUUCUAUCUGGUUUGAACGAAUCAUAUGACCAAGCUAGAAGACAAAUUCUUAUGAAAACAAAUGUGCCUAGUCUAAAUCAAACUUAUGAUAUGAUUAUUCAAGAUGAGAGUCAACAAAAAAUAGGAGUGAAUGCUGUAACUUCUGAUAAGAUAGAGCCUUUAGCUAUGCAAGCAGGACGAGGAAGAGGUAGGAGACAAUACCUACAAUGUGAUUGUUGUCACCUUAAGGGACAUACUAAGGAAAAUUGUUAUAAGAUUGUUGGUUAUCCUGCUGAUUAUGCUCCUAGAAGGAGAUAUGGUGAAGGAAUAAGGACUCAAGGUGAAUGGCAACAGAACUCAGGCACUGGAAAUCAAAAUAUUUGGAAUGGGACAACUAAUGGUAAAGGUGGAUGGAACAAUCCUAAUGUUGGUAAGCAAGGUGGCAAUGGUGGCAAUGCUGGUAAACCAGGUGGCUGGAGAAGAGAACCUAUGGCUAUGAUUAACAAUGCAGAUGUAAGUACAUCUUUUAUGCAGGAUAUGGGUGAUGGCCCAUCUGGAGUUGCUGAGCACAAGAGAUAUUACUACUUCACAAAUGACCAAUACAAUCAUAUUCUAAAUCUGUUGAACAAGGAGUCACAUCCUGAAUCAAGCAUGGCAAACAUGGCAGGUCCAGGAACAAGUGCAGAAGCAAGUGAGGUUAAAUGUCUGAUGAGCAAUUUUACACAAAAAUCACAGGAGAAGGAAUGGGUUGUAGAUUCAAGUGCUACUCAUCACAUCACCUCUGAUUUAGAGUUAUUAUCAGAUGUUAAAUGUACAAAGAAAACUAAUAAGUAUAGAGAUCUUUGGAAUGGCAAGGUGAUGGGGAUUGGUAAAGAAAGAGGAGGCUUGUAUGUACUCAGAGGAUUGACUAACAGAAUAAAUGCACUCAAUGCUGUGAUCAAGACAAGCAGAGAUUCAAGUGAAGUUUGGCAUAACAGGCUAGGUCACCCAUCUGCAUCAGUAAUGCGACAUGUAGUAGGCUUAAAUAAUAAAAACAGUGAAGUGUCACAUGAAAAUUGUUUGAUAUGUCCACUAGCAAAGCAGACUAGAUUGAAGUUUCCAUUAAGCAAGUCCAGAACGGAGAUAUCAUUUCAUCUUCUACACAUGGACCUAUGGGGACCCUGUAAGAUUGCUACAUUAGAUAAGAAACAUUAUUUCCUAACAAUUGUGGAUGAUUACUCUAGAUAUACAUGGGUGUUCUUUUUGCAGCUAAAAUCUGAAGCAAUAGUGGCAAUAAAGUCUUGGUAUAAUUUACCAAAGCAGCUUCCCUUACACUUCACAGCAAAAUGGCAUAGUGCAGAGAAGGCACAAGCUACCAUCAAGUGUUCUAGGGGGCAAAACUCCAUAGAGUUGUUGUACCACAAGAAUGCUAAUAUUGCACAUUUGAGAACUAUAUGUUGCUUGUGUUAUGCAACAAAUUUAGUCAAAACAAAUAAGUUUGCAGAGAGGGCCAAGGCAGCCAUUCUCAUGGGAUACUCUGAGAUACAGAAGGGUUACAUUCUGCUUGAUUUAGCCACAAAGCAGUUUUUUACAAGUAGAAACGUCAUAUUCAAGGAAUCAGGGUUUCUAUUUUCUAAGAAGGAUGAGAGCAGAUCAUAUGAUUCACAGGAGCACAUGGAGAAAGGAAUACUGCAAUUCUCACCUUUACACACACAGCCAGGUGACAACACAUUUGAUGGAAGUGAAACUUCUCAGAAUAUUCACAAUAUGGAUAUUGUUCAUGCAUGUACACAAAGUGAUGAACAUCAAGGAGGUGCAGAGAUCUCAGUCAACAGGCAGGAAGAUGAUGGUGAUGAGGGGAUUUCAAGACCGGGCAGAAGUACAAGCUACUUGGCUAGGUUCUCUCAGCUAAUAGAACCACAGACAUUUAAAGAAGCAGUGAAAGACAGCAGGUGGAUAGAGGCUAUGAAACAAAAAGUAAAUGCAUUAGAAGAUAACAAAACAUGGGAAAUAGUGAACUUACCAGAAGGUAAGAACACUGUUGGAUCCAAAUGGGUGUACAAGAUCAAGUUCAAGGGAGACCUAAAUGAAGAAGUGUAUAUGGAGCUUCCUGAGGGGUUCAGAAGACAAGGGGAGCAGAAGUGGAAUAUCAAGCUGACUGAAGCAUUACUUAGAGCAGGGUUCAAACAAAUUCAUCAUGACUACUCACUCUUUACAUUGAGAAGUCAAGAAGGGAUAGUAAUUAUUUUAGUGUAUGUGGAUGAUCUCCUCAUUACAGGAAGUAGCUCAACACUAGUGAAGAAAGCCAAAGAUAUACUGCAUCAGAAUUUUAAGAAUGUUGGUGCUUAUCAGAGGUUAGUAGGAAGGCUUUUAUAUGUUACAAUUACCAGGCCAGACAUCAAUUAUGUAGUGCAGGCAUUGAGUCAGUUUAUGCAAGCACCCAAAAGGUCUCACUGGGAUGCUGCUUUAAGAGUUGUAAGAUACUUGAAAAUUGCUCCUGGACAAGGGAUGUUGAUGAAGUCUGACUAUGUAGAGACUCUUGCCUAUUGGUAUGACUCUGACUGGGCUGUAUGUCUGAAUACUAGAAGGUCAGUUACUGGAUAUGUCAUCAAAUUUGGAGAUUCAAUGAUCUCUUUGAAGUCAAAGAAACAACAAACUGUCUCUAGGAGUUCAGCUGAGGCAGAAUACAUGAGUAUCGCAGCCAGCAUUGCUGAGGUAACAUGGUUACUUGGGCUAUUCAAGGAGUUAGGUGUAAACAUAAUUCAACCAGUCACAAUUCUUAGUGAUAGUAAGUCAGCAAUCCAACUUGUGGCAAAUCCUGUGCUUCAUGAAAGAACCAAGCACAUAGAGAUUGAUUGCCUUUUAUUCGAGACAUGA
This is a messenger RNA of Nicotiana attenuata, 3027 nucleotides long. RefSeq lists its product as uncharacterized. Lineage: Eukaryota; Viridiplantae; Streptophyta; Magnoliopsida; Solanales; Solanaceae. Bases 1 to 3027 code for a protein of 1008 amino acids. The record is from RefSeq and is a predicted model, not a curated record. Gene Ontology annotation, molecular function: nucleic acid binding. The transcript is spliced from 10 exons.